UUCGAUUUGGGUUUUGACGGCCGUUCAAUACAAAAAUUCGGAGCUUUAUAUCGCGAACAAAUUGAACAUUUGGCUAAAGAAUCGUGCAAUGUUAACCCUGAACUUUUUUCUGAAAUUGAUAAUAUUAGUCCAAUUCCUUUAUCGCAGUCAAUUAAUGUUAACUUGGUUGCUACAACGUCAAAAGGUGUUCGUAUCUAUAUUAGUUGUUUGGCUACAAAUCUCCAUUUAAACGAGGUCUCACAAAAAACACUUCGACCUAGCGCUCUUCGCAUUUUACACAUCCGCUUUCCUCCAGAUAUUCCAUUGACUUCACCUCACAAUUUGAGUAUUUACACAACAUAUCAGACACAUGAUUGUACUCUUAUGGCAACUCCUGGACCCGAUUCAAAUUCAAGCAUCAUUUUGGCACAUUCCACUUCCUGUUUUUCACAUAAUUCUCAACUUAUUGAAUUUACAUGUUUUAAUCGAAUUCAUGGCAGUGUUUGGAGUAUUGCUCAUUCAAGACAAAAAUCUCUACGUAAAAGUAGAAAAGAGAAUGAUAUUGUUAAACAAUCAGAUGAAUUUCCUCUUUCAGUGGAGCAACAUUUGUGUCCUAUUGAGAAAUUUUUUGUUAUUUCGUCUAAGGGCAUUUAUGUAUUUGAACACUGUUCUCCUCUUGAACUAUUUCGACAUAUACUCACUCAAUACGGCAACGAUUCAAAACAAUUCCAAGGAUUUGAAGCUGUUGUAAACCAAACAGAAUUGUGUGUAAUGGCUUUACAAGUAAUUUGUAGUGAAAAUGCUUCGGAUGCAACAAUUAAAGAUAUGGCAUUACGUGUAUUUUUCCAGUGUGCUGGAGAGCCUAGAUUAAUGUAUGGAAGUGGAGAUCAUUUUAUGGAUUAUGGACCGAGGGCAAGUACAAGCAGUGAUGGUUAUAUGAAUGGAACACUUUCUUCAAGUGUUUUUACACCUAAAACACCUCUUCGAACAUCAACACCACAAAAUAACUCAACUCCAUCUGCAAAUUAUACAAAUGGUUUUACACCUCAACAUGUUUUACAUACACCUGGAGGAGGUUUAGAUAGCGACCAAUCUAUAAUUGCUGGUGCUAGAGUGCAAAAUUCUCCACGUCAUGAAGCUUUGUUUAUUUAUUUUUCACGAAUAAUUAAAGGAAUUUGGCGAAGAAAUUUAUGUUUGGUGAAACAGAUAAACGAGGUUGAAAGUCAGCUAACAAAAAAUAUUUUGGAUGAAGUCGGUUAUUAUUUAAAUUCUCUUCGGCAAGCAAUUGACGAAUGUUCACUCAUCACUUCUCCACAAAUUCAUCAUUUUCCGAGUAGAACUUUACAACAGCAGCAACAACAACGACGAACAUCUUCUGAAGAAUCUUCUCUUGACCAGGAAAAACAAUCACUUCAAAAAUUGAGAACUUUAGUUGGUGUAACAUGUGAAGUUGUUGCUCUAUGGAGUGUUUUGUUGGAACACGAAUUGCGUGUAAUUUUUGUAGCUUUGGCUCCAGAUGUUCAAAAAUGUUUGUUAAAUUGGUCUUUAGAUGAUUUGGUUCGCAACAGGAAUGACGUCUGCGCCGAUUUAAUUAGCGCUCUUAUUCGCCAUUAUAUCGGAGAUGAUGCUUCUACGGCUGCUAUAAGUGAACGUUUACGUGCCCUUUGCCCAACACUCUUCACCGUUGAUGAUGCUUCAGUUGUUAAGGCGACAGAAAAUAUUUAUAGAGCAAAAACGACAACUCAGCCACAAUUGGAGAUGAUUAAAGAGGCUGUAGCUCAGUUUAGAAAAUCAAUUCAAAAAUUAAAUCUUGUCCAAACCUGUGAUCUUUUGUUGCAAGGUUUUGAAUUUUUUAAUAUUAAGUCUCUUUUGGAAUCCAAAUUUGAAAAUUCAAUUCAUUUUCCAUAA
Meloidogyne enterolobii is the source of this 1887-nucleotide messenger RNA. The record is from the annotation of a GenBank genome assembly. Lineage: Eukaryota; Metazoa; Nematoda; Chromadorea; Rhabditida; Meloidogynidae.